Molecule: messenger RNA, 1417 nt
Organism: Rana temporaria (common frog)
Lineage: Eukaryota; Metazoa; Chordata; Amphibia; Anura; Ranidae
Gene: TAFAZZIN
Product: tafazzin, phospholipid-lysophospholipid transacylase
Exons: 11
Coding region: 119-907 (262 amino acids)
Biological process (GO): inner mitochondrial membrane organization; cardiolipin acyl-chain remodeling
Cellular component (GO): mitochondrial membrane
Molecular function (GO): 1-acylglycerophosphocholine O-acyltransferase activity
Source: RefSeq, a predicted model, not a curated record
CAGGCUCAGGGUGACAGCAGUAAAGGACGGUCAGUAGGGUCGCUCGGGGUGAAUGAAGUCUCCUCCCCUCACAGGGCACUCGCUUUCUCUACAGCAGAUUGCUGCCAACCUGUGAAAGAUGCCUUUGGUGGUGAAAUGGCCGUUUCCUGCUCACAUAUUCUUACAAAGGCAUGUCACCAGUACCAUUAUUACAGGACUUGUGGGCACUUACAGCUGGAUAUGGACCAAAUACAUGAAUCGCCUGAAAGUGCACAACAAAGAAGUCUUGUAUGACCUUAUUGAAAAACGGCAAUCGGAUACACCUCUCCUCACCAUUUCCAACCACCAGUCCUGCAUGGAUGACCCGCACCUCUGGGGAAUCUUGCAGCUGAAGCACCUCUGGAAUUUGAGACAGAUGCGUUGGACACCCACAGCUGCUGAUAUCUGCUUUACUAAAGAGGUUCACUCAUUGUUCUUCAGCCUGGGCAAGUGUGUACCAGUAUGCCGAGGGGAUGGUGUGUAUCAGCGAGGAAUGGACUUCAUUAUAGAAAAGUUGAACGAUGGUGAAUGGGUGCACAUUUUUCCUGAAGGAAAAGUUAAUAUGACACAAGACUUUGUGCGUCUAAAGUGGGGCAUCGGACGUUUAUUAUCUGAGUGUACUUCCAACCCCAUCAUCCUUCCUCUCUGGCAUGUUGGGAUGAACGAUGUACUCCCAAAUGAUCCUCCCUACAUACCUCGCUGGGGGCAGAAGAUCACUGUUCUAGUGGGGAGUCCAUUUAGUGCUGCAUCUUUGGUGGAGAAGUUGAGAGCUGAAGACAAAACACCUAUGGAGAUGAGGAAAGCGAUUACUGACUAUAUCCAGGAGGAGUUCCAUAAGCUGAAACACCAAGCCGAAAAUUUACACCAGAGUUUCCAAGAGCAAAGAUGACACCACCCUAAGUGAACCUGGUGUACAACCACCAAUGCUGGCAUUCCUUAAAUCACCAGAUGCCUUCCUGCCUAAAUACUUACCCACCCAGACCUCAUGGCAAUGGACCUUUUUGGGGAUACAAUGAAACUGUCUCCAUUUUAUUUUAGAAUAAUUGUUAUCUUUAAUUACUGUGGCGCAUGUGCCAGACUUGCUGCUAAAAAAUAAUGAAGGAGAAUGAUUUUAUGUUCUGCACGUUUGAAUGCAUACCGUCUUUACUGACCCAGGCACCAAUAACCACACAGUGAGGAAAUGGGUUUCUAAAAUAUUUGUAGAAACUUCCAGCUCCAUUGAUCUGUCCUGGUCCUAGAAGUUUUAGUAAUCUUUUUAAUGCAGACUUAUCUGCCUAAAUUUUAAUAGUGGUAUCACUGUGAGGGAGAGAAGGCACUCCAUAUGAUUUAAUAUUACCCCAAAGUUGUGCUACACCUAUCUUGCCUCCAUAGGGAGCACCACUUGCUAAUGCACAUGAGC